Molecule: messenger RNA, 835 nt
Organism: Notodromas monacha
Lineage: Eukaryota; Metazoa; Arthropoda; Ostracoda; Podocopida; Cyprididae
Source: the annotation of a GenBank genome assembly
AUGUCAAUUUCCAGAUUAUAUAAGUACUGCAGUGCAAAUUUUUUUGUUGUUCGUGAAAUGACUGGGCGCAAGAAACCAGUUCCUCUGGAGGAGAAACGGAAGCGUUUGCUGAACCUCAUUUCUCAAUCAGGAGAAGUUUAUCUGCUACCUGAACUGGAAAAACUGGGCAGUGAAAGAGGCAUCGUCGCACAGUCUGUGAAAGACGUCCUUUCUGCCUUGGUUGAUGACAAUCUCGUGGAGUCCGAGAAGAUCGCUGGAUCCAUUUACUUUUGGUCGUUCCCUGGCAAGAAAGUCGCCGAUCGCCGCCAAGCGCUCGAAGAAAUCAAGAAAAAACUCGGGAAACUGAAAGACAGGCAUGCCAAGGCAGAAAGAGCAUUGAAAACGGCCAAAGAAAAUGCUGAACCUGAUCCACGAAGGGACAAACUAAUGGCAAAACUCGAAGAGAGAGAAGCUCACCAACAGAAUCUUGUGGAGGAACUUGAUGAUCUUAGACGGAGCAGUUCAAAAAUAGCGGAGGAAACUGAAAUCGAGAUGCAGCGCGGAAUGGACGCUGCCAAUCGGUGGACCGACAACGUGUUCCAAAUACGCUCUUGGCUUGUAGAGAAGUACCAGGUUGACGGCGUAAUGCUCAACAAACGUUUUGGCAUUCCAGAAGACUUCGAUUACGUUGACUAGUUUCAUCAUUUGCGAAAAGAAUCUUCUUCAUAUGAUUCGCAUUACUUUUUCAGAAAUAAAAUUGUGGCAGAAUUAUCUGGAUCUCGUAACGCAUGAUUUGGAUUGACUUUCUCUCAUAAACAUAGGACAGAAGAAAAAUAAGUAAUACUUUCUGUGAUAA